Molecule: messenger RNA, 530 nt
Organism: Sesamum indicum (sesame)
Lineage: Eukaryota; Viridiplantae; Streptophyta; Magnoliopsida; Lamiales; Pedaliaceae
Source: RefSeq, a predicted model, not a curated record
GCUCCUAAUUGGUAAAUCCAUCAACACUAUUCCACCAUGUCUGAAGCCAAUUCAAGCAUAGCUGUGAUGCUGGUGUUGAUGUUGGCGUACGCUGGGCAAGCAUCCGCGUCUUUCAAGGACUGCUUCAAGAUUUGUGCCCUCGGCUGUGUCAUCUCGCCAAAUAAACCGGCAUGUAUAGUCAAAUGCAUCGCAAAGUGCAUUAUUCUUCCGCCGAGCGCCACUGGUCUUGACUAUUGCAAACUCGGCUGUGCGGUUGAUCAAUGCACGGUGUUCCAAAGCGAUUCGAACAAAGUGGAUGAUUGUGUAACUAAGUGCGAGACCGGCAAAUGUAGCCUGUUCAGGCUAGAGACAGCAGCUUCUCCGGUCUCGACUUCCCCGGAGAAGUCGUCACCAUCACCAUCACGAACUCCAGCUCCGUCUUCAACUGGGCAAUAAGCUUUUGGGUCGACCCGCAUCGUUACUUCAAAGUGGAAAAUAAAUGAAACAAGUUUAUUUGUUUUGGACCGUACAUGUAUUUCUCUAUGUCUGUG